Molecule: messenger RNA, 1045 nt
Organism: Notothenia coriiceps (black rockcod)
Lineage: Eukaryota; Metazoa; Chordata; Actinopteri; Perciformes; Nototheniidae
Product: unconventional myosin-Id-like
Exons: 5
Coding region: 1-555 (184 amino acids)
Cellular component (GO): myosin complex
Molecular function (GO): cytoskeletal motor activity
Source: RefSeq, a predicted model, not a curated record
AUGUGGAGGAAACAGGUGCGAGACUGCCCUCAGACCAGUGCCACCUUCAUCAGAGUUUCCAAGGAGCUGAAGAACAGAGACGAGUACAACCAGGUCCUCUUCUCUGGCUUCUGUCGGAAGGUGAAUAGAUUCAACAAAAGCACGGACCGAGGACUGCUCAUCACAGACAAGUGUGUGUACAAAUUAGAGCCCAAGAAACAGUUCAAGGUUCUGAAGAGGCUUCCCUUAGACGAUUUGACAGGAUUGAGUGUGACCAGCGGGGCUGACCAGAUGGUGGCGCUGCACACGACCUCCCAGGAUGACGUCCUGCUGUGUCUGCAGCGAGGGGAGCUGUGCUCCAACCAGGACCGAGUGGGGGAGCUGGUGGGAGCGCUGGUGGAUCAUUUCACACGUUUAAGAAAUGUCCCAUUUCCAGUGAAGGUUUGUCCCUUGGCUGUGCAGCUUCACAUGCGGGGAAAACCAAAGAGCGUCAGCGUGGAAAGCAAACCGGGACAGAACAACGCAGAUUUCAAGAAGAGUCGAGAUGGUUUCAUCCUGCUCGUCCCUGCUAACUAACAAUUCUGCCAGAAGAACCUGACCUCAGGAAGUGGACGCUCUGCAUUUGAGGAACUGGUCCACCCUCACGCUCUUUAGAUUGUUUAAAUAUUUGUCCAAAGUAUAAACAGCUGAGUCUGCUUUCUUAACUAUAAAGCUGCAGGAGGGCAAUGUUCAGCAGACAAUAACAGAAGUGUUGAAUAGAGAAAUUAGGAGAUUAUUAUGUUGUAAAAACUGCAAAGUUGCCUUACACAUGUAGGAUACUGUUUGCUUUUAUGUUACAAGAUAUUUGAAGAUGAAACAAAAACAUAAAUUGGAGCACUCUUUUAAUGACAAAUUGUACAUCACAAUGCAUACAAACAACCAAGAGAAGAAUUCCAGAUAUAUUUUUGUACAUUUGAGUGGAACUUUAAUAAAAUGAAUACUCUAUUGUACCUUGUCUCAUUAAAAAAGGCAGGCUGAGACAAUUAUUCCAUGUCAGAAGUAAUGAGAAGGAGAAUGAAAAUGUAUU